This is a messenger RNA of Pteropus alecto (black flying fox), 1152 nucleotides long. RefSeq names its product G protein subunit gamma 14 (gene GNG14). Lineage: Eukaryota; Metazoa; Chordata; Mammalia; Chiroptera; Pteropodidae. Gene Ontology annotation, cellular component: heterotrimeric G-protein complex. Gene Ontology annotation, molecular function: G-protein beta-subunit binding. The transcript is spliced from 4 exons. The record is from RefSeq and is a predicted model, not a curated record. Gene Ontology annotation, biological process: G protein-coupled receptor signaling pathway. The coding region runs from base 434 to 652 and encodes 72 amino acids.
GGAGGCUCCCCGCGUUGCGGGGCAUUUGUCCAUUCGUUUCUUCUGUCCCUUGCGGAGAGAAUGGCUUCUUAGACGUCGUCCUUGGACAGAAUUCCAGUCAUCAGAAACUGUCAAACAGUUUCUGCCACUGAGCAUCUCUCAUCAAAUAGGAUAUUAAUCCCUGUUCGUGCCUCGCAAGUCUCCAGAGCCUCCACAUGCUACAAAAUCCUUUGGUCCUCCCCUGGCGGCCACAACUAUCACCUCUUUUGGGAAGCCUCCCCUGACCUUCCUCUUGUGCUGAACACAUAUUGAGAUCUUUGCAAAGAUGCUGAAUGAAUCAAUGAAUGAACACACAUAAAGGCAUCAGCAUGAUCCAUGAGGAAUGAAGGAGGGAGAGAUCGAAUGAAUUCAGCUUGGGCAGAAGGUGCCAGACCAGGCAGAACCCUGGGCUGUGAUGUCUGGCAAAAUGGCCAUUGGCAGCGACAUCGGGCAGGCCCGCCGUGCUGUGGAGCAGCUGCGGAUGGAGGCCGGCAUUGACCGUGUGAAGGUGUCCAAGGCGGCUGCCGACCUGCUGCAAUUCUGCAUGGAGCAGGCCAAGAGCGACCCCUUCCUGGUGGGCAUCCCUGCUGCCACCAACCCCUUCAAGGAGAAGAAGCCUUGCACCAUCCUAUGACACUGAACCUGACAACCCAUCAAUAAACAUGAAGUGAAUGCUCCUCAGAGCUUGGUGGGCUGCAAUGGGGGGCAAAGUGGGGCUGUGGGAUGGCAGGGGCACCUGACCCAACCUUCCUCCCCCACCCACUCCAGGGUCACGGCCACAGGGACACACACACCCUGGACUCUGCAUAGAAGAGCACGCACCUUUCCCACCCCUCCUUGCCCUGCACCGAUGGGCCAGCCUUAGCAGAUUCUCUCUUCCUCUGCAUAAACACAUCCAGGCAGAGUCCCUAGCUACAUGCCAAUUCAUGUUAUGCACACACUCAUCACCCAUGUCCACACAUCACACACACACAGAUGCCAUCAUAUAGACAGGUCCCCACAUCCUCCAGAAGCUCCCUUUUCCUCUCACACAUGUAUGCUCAUAGGCACUCAGAUAGGCACAGAUGGGGUCUGGGAUUAUGGAAACAACACAAACAACCAGCCCUCCUCCCCAGGGACACACAGACACACAUG